UCAUGGCGUCAUGAUUGAGUAUUCAUUAUUUUGACAUAUUGCAUAUUAUUAUACAUAAAAAUAAUAUCAAACGACAAAUUAAAAAUUGUAUAGUGAUUAUAAUAAGUAUUAUGACUUGUUAGAAAUAGUAAUUGCCAGAGACAGUAAGUUUGAUGAAGAAAACAUAAAAAAAAAACAUCUUUUUAGACACUUUCAAUUCAAUGUGGAUAUAAUUUUCGCGAAUGAAGCGUUAGAUAACAUCAACUUUUAGAAAAUGGGAAUUCCUGGAUUAACAACGUACAUAUCCAAUCACUCUGACGAUUAUCUUGAAAAUUAUGCUUUACACGAUACUUAUUUAGUGAUUGAUGGCAACAGUAUAGGAUGUCAAUUGUAUAAUUGGUAUGCAAGAUGCAACUGUGCCUUUGGCGGCGAUUAUGACAAGUAUGCACAGUGUGUAACAAAUUUUUUUAAUGAACUCUUUAUGUGCAAUGUCAUUCCAUUGGUCUUAAUUGAUGGUGGUUGCGAAGACAAGAAACUGAAGACAAUCAUAUCCAGAACUAAUGAGAAGAUUGGAAUAGCAUCGCAUUACACACCACAAUCUCAACAAAGAACCAAAUUCUUUCCUCUACUUAUGAAAGAAGUUUUUAAAGAUGUCAUGAAAGAGAAAGGCGUCAAGUAUACACAAUGUAUAUUUGAAGCUGAUAACGUUAUAGCUGCAAUAGCACGUAUACUCAAUUGUCCUGUAUUAAGUUAUGACUCUGAUUUCUAUAUUUAUGGAUCAUUGUAUAUACCAUUCAGUACAUGGCAAAAUAAUGUAAUUCCUAAUCCAGUAGGUCGAGGUUAUAUGAAACUUUGUAAGAUUUAUCGUACAGAAAAACUUUUCCGAGUUUAUAAUGGAUUAAAUCAAUCUUUAUUGCCUUUAGCAGCAAUAUUAUUGGGAAAUGACUAUGUAAAACAACAUACAUUUAAAAACUUUUUUCGUCAUUUGAAAUUACCACGAGCAGGAAAAAAGAAAUACAAUGAGCAACAACGACGUAUAGAUGCCACAUUUAAUUGGCUAAGAAGACAUAGUUUAAAUCAAGCUGUAAUAGGAAUACUGAGUAGAUUACGAAAACGGGAACGCAAACACGUAUUAAAUAUAAUAGAAACUAUAAUAAAUGGUUAUAUCAAUGCUUCACUGAGCGUGUUACAUAUACUAGAUGUUCCUGCAGAGAAUUUUUCAAGAGCAAAUAUACAAGAUAUAUUCAAAACGUACAAAUUUGAAGGUGACAUAUACAAUCUGACAUAUAUUGAGGAAAAGCCAAAUGAAGCAAAUCUAAGUGACGACGACAAUGAAACAGACGAAAAAGAAAUAAUAACCAUACUUGAAGAAAAAGAAGUGAUUUCUAAUGAAUUGCUGGUUAACAAUUUGCCUCAAUGGUUUAUUAAUGAAUUCAAAUUGGGCAAAUAUCCUUCUUAUUUCAUAGACAUAAUAGUACGGAAAUUAUAUGUUUGUCCUGCACAAGUAGAAGACUUUUUAUACGUUUCGUCUGUUGUUGCAAGUUUAAAAAUUAUAGGUGUUAUUUAUGGAUUAUUGAUAUCUGGUAUUGAAGAAAGAAAGACCUGCAUGGAAUAUAUGACCAGAGAUGAGAAUAAGAAAAUAAAACGUUAUCAGUUAGAAUACAAUGAUAAUAUAUUAGGUUGUAAAUUACCAUCUUUGUUUAACUUGAGAGAAUUGCCUAUUGUUAUUAGGAGAAAAAUUUUAAAUACCACUUUGGGAAUUGCUGAUGAAAAUUAUAUACAGGAAAUUCCAUCACAUUGGACGUUAUAUAUCGCGACCAUGAAGUAUUGGAUAGAUCAACAAGAAUCAUUUAAAUUUACUUGUCAUAUAUAUUCCUUAUUAUUCGCUAUGUUAUUUAACAUAAUAGAUCACAAAAUAGGUCUGUAUAGAAAUUUAAACAAAUUCUAUCAUAGGUUUAAUAAAACAGUGGAAAAUAUUAAAUAUGCGAGAAAAAUGAGAAACUAUCGGCCACAAUAUUCAAUCGAUACUACACUAGUAAAUGCAUUUCAUGAAGUUAAUGCAGAUGAUUGCUUGAUUGCAGCUUCAUUUUUUAUAUCUAAUUUCGAAGCUGACCAGAAAUUAUAUUUGCAACCAAAACGAUUUAAUAUUACAAUUGUUCAUGGUUUCGCAGAAUUUCAAAAUUGUUUAAGACACAGUAUGAACUUAAAUGCAUUAUUGGGAUAUCCAUAUGAACAAACCAACGUUGCUAAGGUGUUUAAUGGUACAUUGUUGUAUAAUUUGUGUAGCAAUUUUAAAAGACGCGAUGAUGUUGAAGUUUAUAUUAAUUCGAUUUUGCAAAGUUCUCCGAGUUUAUCGCAUUUACUGAAUAUACUUUUAUUAAAAGUCAAACCUCUAUUUAAUACAGAAUUGAAAAAAAAAGCUAGUAAAUAUAAAAAGCAAAAGAUAAAAAGAUAUGAAAAAAAAGAAUCUACUACACAGGAAGAAGAUCAUGAAAAAGAAACUAUAAAGACAUGUGAGAGUACCAGAGAAGAAACUUUUUAUGAUGUAAAUAAUUCUUUUUCUGUUCUUGGUUCUACACAAUGUUAGAU
Cataglyphis hispanica is the source of this 2568-nucleotide messenger RNA. It is a transcript of the gene ast, whose product is annotated as protein asteroid. The transcript is spliced from 2 exons. Lineage: Eukaryota; Metazoa; Arthropoda; Insecta; Hymenoptera; Formicidae. The record is from RefSeq and is a predicted model, not a curated record. Bases 254 to 2566 code for a protein of 770 amino acids.